Tetrahymena thermophila SB210 is the source of this 279-nucleotide messenger RNA. RefSeq lists its product as hypothetical. Lineage: Eukaryota; Ciliophora; Oligohymenophorea; Hymenostomatida; Tetrahymenidae. The record is from RefSeq and is a predicted model, not a curated record. The transcript has 2 exons.
AUGGAUAUGGAAAACCUUGCUAGAAUAAAUAAAUAAGAAGCUGAAGAAAAUUAAGGGACUCAGAAAGAAGUAGAUCACUAAAAUCAAGUACCUGAUUCUGAAGUUUCUUAAUAAUUAUAAUAGUAAGAAACAGAAGGAAGAUAAAUUGAUAGUGAGGAUAAAGGCUCAAGUAAACCUAAUUACAAAAGUAUUUUAACAAUGGGUAAGAAAUAGUCAAAGAACUUUACAUAAAUAGCAAAAAAAGGUUAAAUAAAGAGAGAAUUUUCAUAGGACUUUUGA